UAUCUCUCCCACUCACUCCCCUUCUCUCUCUUCUCACACACAAAACCACUUGCACACAUGUCAUGUUGCUCCAAGCUGCGCAUGGUUACUGUCCAAGGUAUUAGUUUCUCUCAGCAUGUCAGAGAGGGAGAGGCUCAGGCACACUUUGCAAACCAUGUAGCCGAGUCCAUUUUUUCCUCCUUCUUCUUUCGCACACCCCGAGAAAAAGAUGAGUGUAAAAAUCUUUUGAAACUUGUCCGGAGGUGUGGGCUUUUGUCUUUUUCAUAGCAGUGGUCAUCCCUCAAGACUAAGUCAAACUUGUCCGCCAGGUUUCCAGCAUUCCUGAGAUCGUUCAUCUACUGAUGCUCGCGGAGGCUUGUGCACAGUGCACUCUUGACAGUCAACAGCACCCCAAGCUGUUCCCUUCUGCCUCAGAGGGACUUUAAGGGACUUAAACUUACCACGGGAGCAUCCUCUGCCUGGGGCAGCUGCACAGGUACCUACACUGAGGACAGGCUAAGGAGACAUCAUGAAAGAGAGCUAUUGUGGCUAUGAGAACCAACUCUUCAAAGAGGAGGAUCUGACCGGGGAGGAGGAAGAGAUGCCUCCCUUCAGAGGAAGGACACGGGGUGGCUGUGUGAAGUGCCAGCAAACACACUCCCUCCAACUGGCUGUGAAGGUGCUCUACGGCUUCCUCGCGUUCCUCAUCAUUGCUGUGGCGGUGCUGGCUUCCCUUGUGUUUAGGAAAGUUGACAGCUUAUCUGAAGAGGAAACAUUUUAUCAAAAGAAGAUAACAAAAGUUUCGCAGAGUAUACAAGAUCUUGGAGCAGCCAACAACUGCACAGAAUGCUUCAACCUUGCACACUUCCGAGAGGAGGUUGGCAAGCUGAAGAAGGAGUUUGAGGACAUCCAAAAUCUGGUCCUGGGCCACGAUCAGACGUUGCAACAGGCCACUCAGACACAGAGUACUCUCUCACAGUCCAACAACAGGAUGUUCAGGGACCUCCAGAGCUAUGCUGUCACCAUGAAGUGGAUUAACCAGUCGCUCACCCAGUACCUCCACCAGGUGAAUGGAUGGCAGGUGGUGAUGAACGAGACGGACCAGGGCAUGAAGACCCUGGUCCAGGACCAGUAUGACCUCAAAAUGACGGUACAGACGGUGAACACGACAGUGGGGUUGAGCGCAAUGUGGAUCGAUGCGCUGCAACGCAAAGCCGACGAGGACACACUUGUGCUGCAGAAGAUGACAACGGAGUGGCAGAACUACAGCCGCAUCCUGGGUUCGCUCAAGUCUAACUCGAGCGCCACCAUGCAGUCGGUGCGCAGUGUCCAGAGCGGCAUCUCGGCCACCCACCAGCGCAUCAGCCUGAGCUCGGAGAUGGUCCACGACCUGACGCUGCAGGUAAUGAACCUGCAGAUGCAGCUGGACAACGUCUCAUCGUUCAUUGACGAGCACGAGGAGAACAUGCACGAUCACCAGUACCACUCGCGGUACUACGAGAACCGUACCAGCGAGCGCUUUGGCACAUUGGAAGCCCGCAUGGGUGCCAUUGAGAUGGAGAUCGACACCAUCUCGUCCAGCAUCAAUGCCACCGUCAGCCACGUGCAGAGCAUGUACAAGUACAUCAACAUCGAGAGCUCCUCGUGUCAGACGAGGCUCGGGAGCCACACGGAGGAUCUGCAGAACCUCAACAACACGGUGCUUCUGCUGUUGCACUUAGCCGACACGCUGCGGACCCAGUACAUGCUCAUGAGUGUGCGUCUGGACAUGGACGUGCGGAAUAUCUCCAUGGUGAUGGAGGAGAUGAAGCUGGUGGACACCCACCACGGCCAGAUUAUUCAGAACUUCACCAUCCUGAAAGGUGCUCCAGGUCCACCUGGCCCGAAGGGAAAUCGAGGAGACACUGGCACUAAAGGAUCUAUCGGCCGAAUCGGAAACAAAGGGGACACUGGGCCGGCUGGACUACCUGGGGCAUUGGGACCAAAUGGCUUUCCUGGCCCCAAGGGGGCAACAGGUGAGCCUGGACCCACCGGGGUGAAAGGAAACCCUGGAGUCAAAGGUGCCAAGGGAUCUCUGGGGCAGCCCGGAUCACGAGGGGAUAGGGGCCAGAAGGGCGACAUAGGAGUGAUUGGGAAAGACGGCAUUCCCGGUCCCAAAGGUCCGCCGGGAAUACAAGGACAAGCAGGCUUACCUGGGCUGCACGGCAUACCCGGGCCGAGGGGAAAACCAGGUCCUGUUGGUCCACCUGGCCCACCAGGAACACCGGGACACCCAGGCCUACCUGCCACCGCAUCUUGAACAGCUUCUUAAAGCAAAUCAUGCCCUUUAUCCUGAGUGGAGACGCACUGACAGCCAAUUGAAAAAAAAGAAAGAAUGUGUACUUGUUUUUAAUUACUCUAUGUGGAUCACUGAAGAAUCCACAUUUGACUUGGGAUGGGAUUGUAUACUUCUGAGCCUCAAAAACUCUCAAAAUAACCCCCUGAAUGGUUUGUUUGGGAAGCAGGAGACAUUUCUCCAGCCUCAAGGGCCUGAUUUUAAUGUGCUGGAAAUUCACAGUGUGGGGAUUAAUUUGCCAAGUAACUGGAGUGUGGAAGCAAUCGAGUGUUUAUUGCUGUGUGGCUUGUUGAUACCACAGUACACUCAUGAGGGGGUGCUCUGUUGAGUUUACAAGCCAGAUUUUUUUUUGUUUCAAUUUUGAUGGCACUUUAAUGCUUUUGAUGUGUAAUGUUGUACUCCUGUUUGUAUUUGUUUUCUGAGCUAACAGUGGUUCAGAGCGGGUACUCUGAAUCAAUAACAGGUUUUAAAGGAACAACACAAAACCAGACAGUGCCGUUAUGACAGUAGAUCUCCCUCUACAGAAUAUGUUAAAUAACUUUAGUUGCAGAAGACAUGAGAAAAAUCUGAUACUGUGGCACAAAAUUGGAUUCUUUAAGUUUGAUGGUUGAAACCAAUAAACAGUAAGACAACAGAGAGAUAUUUACCAACAAGAGGUACAGUACUACCUGAUUCAGUAGACUCUCUUUACUAUGCUGAAAUGCUCUAUGAGGUGACAGUAACUCUGUCUUAUGUACAGUGUACUAAAGCAUAUGUUUUUAAAAAACAUAUUUACUGACAAUCUAUAUUCAACAUUGUUUUUGAGAUGUUGUUAUUUUCCUUAUAUUCUCCUUGCACAUAAUCUAUGAUUUAUGAUAAAAUUUAUUCCACGUUUUUAUUGCAGUGCAAUUGCAAAUAAUAAAAAGAUUACUCAAA
Messenger RNA from Alosa alosa (allis shad), 3229 nucleotides. RefSeq names its product scavenger receptor class A, member 3 (gene scara3). The transcript has 7 exons. Bases 509 to 2278 code for a protein of 589 amino acids. Lineage: Eukaryota; Metazoa; Chordata; Actinopteri; Clupeiformes; Clupeidae. The record is from RefSeq and is a predicted model, not a curated record.